AUGGAAGGAGAGGCUACACAGGCGAUUGACCAACAGCAAGAGAAAAUCAAACGACCUUUGGCUCUGCGCCAACCUGAGGUGUUUGAGACUCCCGAUGCAGAAGACAGUGGCCCCAUCGUGGUGGUCGUUGAGGAACGAGACAACGCGAACAUCGACAGGACUGGCGUGACACCCAACAAGGCAUUCGCUCGCUUCUACGACAAGGGGUUUGACUCUGCGCAAGACUUCUCCUCGACGGUGCGGCGUGCGUCGAAGCAAAAGGAGUUUGAGGCCUCCAAGGAGGACCUCAAGUCGCUCCAGGAGACGCCGCUGCAGAGGUUCCAGCGUCUGCAAUCCGAAGUCAGGGAGCUGAGCGAGGAGCUCAGCGCCGCGGCCGAGAAGCGCACGCCUUUGGAGCAGGACAUCCCCGCACUGGAGAUCGCCGACGAGGUGCAACAGCUGCAGGUGCAACUGGAGGACCUGAUCGCCAAGGAGGAGCACCGACCUUUCCUCAACCCCAACUACGAGAACGAGCAGUCCUCCAUUCUUCAGGCCAACCUCUCCAAGAAGCUCAUUUCUCACUUGGAGGCCGUCGGGGCCAAGGACAAGAGGAAGCAGGAGGACGCGUCGAGCGACGACAAGGGGCAGAUCACGUACGAGCUCUAUUACACGCCGGCGCUUGCCGAAAGCGCUAAGGAGGGAAGCGAGCUGUCUGUACUGUCAGAGAUGGAUAGACGGAUGGCGCAGCUGGAGAAGCUGUUGGGCGCCAACACCUUCAUGGGAAACCUGCCGGCGAACGACAUGCUCUCGUUGGUCGAGUCUAUGAACGACAAGCUCAGUCUUCUCAACCAAGUGGAGCUGGAUAAGGUGGACAGGAAGCUCAAGAUGCUCUCGCUCGAGCUCGACGACAUUGCCCGCAGCGAGGAGAAGACUGGGCUCCCAGCGCACCAGGAAAAGAAGGUCAAUGAAGUGUACGAGAUGAUGGCGCGAGCAGACGCCACCAUUCAGCAGAUGCCGGCCAUCAUCGCCCGUCUGCAAUCGCUGCGCCCGCUGCACGAGGAGAGCCUCACCUUCUCCCAGACCCUGCGCCAUCUUCACAACCAGCAGUCCCAGAUCGUUCACAUGCUGUCGUCUCACAACGCUCACCUCAUCAAGGUGGAGGACGGGCUUGCCGAGAACAUGGCCACCAUCCAGAAGAACGUCGACGCCCUGAACGCUCGCAUCGAAAAGGUGGCCGAGAAGCUUUCCUCUGCUUAG
Molecule: messenger RNA, 1236 nt
Organism: Acanthamoeba castellanii str. Neff
Lineage: Eukaryota; Discosea; Longamoebia; Acanthamoebidae
Product: dynactin 50 kda subunit
Exons: 10
Coding region: 1-1236 (411 amino acids)
Biological process (GO): mitotic spindle organization
Cellular component (GO): cytoplasm; dynactin complex
Source: RefSeq, a predicted model, not a curated record